AUGAAAAUAAAAACUCCACAAGCGGCGGCGCCCUGCUCGACUUCCACCGCCGAAUGCGCCCAAAUCCCUCCACCAAAAUCCCCAAAAUCCCCCAUGGCGAUGAGGCCUCCUCCGCCGCUGGUCGACGACCUCAUGCGCGAGAUCUUCCAGCGCUUGCCGCCGCACGACCCCAGGGACCUCGUCCGCGCCGCCGCCGUCUGCAGGAGCUGGCGCGGCAUCAUCUCCGACGCCGACUUCGCCCGCGAGUACCGCGAGCUCCAUGGGGCGCCGCCCAUGCUGGGCUUCCUCUACGAGGAACUCCACUACCGGAGAAGACCGUACUGGGUCUCCCACUUCGUCUCCACCGCGACCUUCCGCCCGCCGGCGUGUCAGGAUCGCCCCUACUGGCACGUACUCGACUCCCGGCACGGCCUCGUCCUCUUCUACACACCUCGAAUGAAAGCGGACUUCGUUGUCUGCGACCUCGUCACCGGCAACCAGUGGGAAAUUCACGCCAGCCCCAAGUGCGGCGACAUCAUGUGGUGGGAGUGGGAUGAAGAGGACACGAAACUAGAGCGCAUACGCUGUAAUGCCGCGGUGUUCUGCGCCAAGGAUCGAUGCGAUCACCUCGACUGCCAUGGCGGCCCUUUCCGCAUCGCCUUGGUGGGCUCCGUCAUAGAUGGGAAUACAGCCCGCGCCGCCGUCUACUCAUCAGAGACUCGCGAGUGGAGCGACAUGAUCGAGGUUCAGACCCUGUAUUUCAUCGUAGGCCCCUGGUCGGGGCACAGUGCUCUUGUGGGAAAUAAGGUCUAUGUCCCCUGUGUGGAGAGUGACAGUAUCGUCGAAUACAACAUGGAUGAGCAAAAACUAUCUGUGAUUGAUGCCCCGGACACAAACCAUGGUGAAUACAUUCACCUCAUGGGAGUGGAGAACAACAUGCUGCUAUUUGCGUCUGUGGUGACGCCUAGACUCUACCUAUCGUCAAUGGAGAUUGGUCCCAGUGGAGCUGUGGGAUGGGCGCGACAGAGGACCAUCGAGCUCGAACCGUUGCUCCCUCGUGAUGUCCUCUCGGACAACUACAUGUCGGUAGUUGGUUUUGCUGAAGGUAUUAAUGUCAUCUUCCUGAGUACAGCAAGACAUGGGUUGUACACAAUUGAUCUCAAUUCAGGCGAACACAAGAAGGUGCACGAGAGGAUUUAUGAUUAUCAUUUGGAAAAGGUCAUGCCCUACAUGAGCUUCUACACUGGAGCAUGGGGGCAGUUGCUGACCUUGGAGUAAGCUUCAUUCACAGUUGUUGGUGCUAAGAGGAUGGAUCUGUUUACUUUUGCUGCCUAGGAAGAAUUUGAAGCAAACUUUGGUGUCUCUGUUGCUGGUUGUGGUGGACAGUCCGUUUACGCUGAAUGCGCUUUUGUUCUAUUAACUUGAGUUUGUUCAUCUGCGUUUGGUGCACAAAGCAGUCAUUCAGAAGAAAUGUUGAUCUACUUGUGGUGGACAGUGUGGUUAAGGUGGAGGCGCUUUUGUUCUACUUUUUCUUGUGCCAGAACUUCAGUUCGUUAGGCUGAAUUUUGUGCAACUCGAAACUGUCUGUCAGGGAGAAAUUUUGAUGACGGGUUGAUGGUUUUGUGGCA
Lolium perenne is the source of this 1607-nucleotide messenger RNA. NCBI's taxonomy places the organism in Eukaryota, Viridiplantae, Streptophyta, Magnoliopsida, Poales, Poaceae. The record is from RefSeq and is a predicted model, not a curated record.